Molecule: messenger RNA, 459 nt
Organism: Suillus subalutaceus
Lineage: Eukaryota; Fungi; Basidiomycota; Agaricomycetes; Boletales; Suillaceae
Exons: 1
Coding region: 1-459 (152 amino acids)
Source: RefSeq, a predicted model, not a curated record
AUGUCUGACAAGGAGCUAUGUCACCUGACUGGAGCCUGGCCUAAGCUCCAAAUCCUCAUAAUCAGCUGCUGUGUCUCGGUCGAAUCGGAUACUACCGCAGUGCCUACAUUCCACGGGUUAAUACGUUUACUUCGACUCUGCCCCGCUCUAAUUUCACUCGCUCUUGUCAUCGAUACCACCAAGCUAGAUGGCAUUGAUCUCAAAAGCCCCGGCGGUGAAUAUUUCACCAAGAAUCUCAAAGACCUCAUCCUUGGCAAUUCAGUCAUCGAUUCCCCGCUAAAUGUAGCUCUCAUCCUCAGCAGUCUCUUCCCCGACCUCGAGCAGGUCAAUCUUGAUUGUUGGAAUACAGUCCUCAUGGAUUCACUACCCCAGAAGAAGCCAGCGAUGGAGCAAUGGGCAUCAGUCAAUAGCUUUCUUCGUGGUUUCAGAAUUGUAAGGGAGCUGCCUGGCACAUCGUAA